Molecule: messenger RNA, 414 nt
Organism: Leptosia nina
Lineage: Eukaryota; Metazoa; Arthropoda; Insecta; Lepidoptera; Pieridae
Source: the annotation of a GenBank genome assembly
AUGGGACCUGUUGCGAGCGGUGGUGUCGGUGCGACAGAUGUGUUGACUAAUGCGCUAAUGUUGGUCGUUAUGUGUGGCGCAGUGGGUCCGCUGGGCGCGGGGCACCGCUGCGAGGUGUGCGGCAAGCUGCUGUCGACGCGGCUCACCCUCAAGCGGCACACGGAGCAGCAGCACCUGCAGCCGCUGCACUCGGCGCGCUGCUCGCUGUGCCACAAGGUGUUCCGCACGCUCAACUCGCUCAACAAUCACAAGAGCAUCUACCACCGCCGCCAGAGGGCACCCUCCGCCGCGCCCCCGCACCUGCCGCCGCAACCGCAGCCGCAGAACCUCUCCACCCUCGACUCCAAGAUCCACCCUAACCAGCACCACCACAGCGUCGACUUCUACAAGUUCAAAGAUCAGUUCAAUGUCUAA